CGCGAAGCGUUCCGCGUAAGUUCUGAAAGCGGACUUUUGACAGUUUCAAGCACCGAAAAGUUUGAUGUGACAGCCUAUCCCUUGCUCAAGCUCACCGAAAGCGGUACGAAAAGGGGGGUCGAGCGGUUUAGUUCGAUUAAACUUAGAUACCUGAUGUCCACUACAUCGACAUUGCGUAUCACUCAACAUGCCUAAGCAAUCCAACACCACUAAAGUCAUCCUCGUCACCGGCGCUACGGGGAAGCAAGGAGGUGCCGUAAUCAACGCACUUCUUAGCCGAUACCCAAACAAAUUCACGAUCCUCGCAGUCACACGCGAUGCCAGCAGCUCCAAUGCUAAGCGCCUUCUUGAGAAGUCGCCCUCCAUCAAACUUGUACAGGGCAAUCUAGACAACGUUCCUGAGCUCUUUCAGGUAGCCCGAAAAGCCCAUUCUCAACCAAUAUGGGGUGUGUAUUCAGUCCAAAUUUCCAUGGGAAAGGGCGUCACUCUCGAAAGUGAAGUCGCGCAGGGAAACGCACUCAUUGACGAAUCUAUAAAAGCUGGUGUUAAACACUUUGUUUACAGCAGCGUUGAACGGGGCGGCGACACAGAAUCUUGGGAAAACACCACGCCUAUUCCUCAUUUCCAGAGUAAAUAUCAGAUCGAACGACACCUUCGAGAUGUCACAGGUCCCGGGGGGUCGGGAGCUAAUAUGGGCUGGACUAUACUACGUCCUGUAGCUUUUAUGGAUAACUUAGCCCCUGGAUUUCCCACCAAAGUCUUCAUGGCCGCGCUGCACAACCAUCUAGGAAAUAAACGCAUGCAAUGGGUUGCGACGUCUGAUAUUGGAGUCUUUGCCGCGAAGGCUUUUGCUGAGCCUGAGAACUGGAACCGGAAGGCUGUUGGGCUUGCCGGUGAUGAGUUAUCGUGGGAACAGCUCAACGAAUCCUUCGCUGGGGCGACAGGGUCACCGGCUCCUGCGACUUAUUGGUUUUUUGGAAGUGCAUUGACAUAUAUGGUCACCGAAAUGGGUUUGAUGCUCGGAUGGUUCGCAAGUAAUGGAUACAAGGCGGAUAUCGCAGCGCGGCGUAAGGAUCAUCCUGAGAUGUUGACAAUGGAGCAAUGGUUAGUUAAGGAGAGUCAAUUUAAGACGACGAACCGUUCUUGAGAGAGCUGUAUUGAUAGCUUGCGCGGUAUU
This is a messenger RNA of Hypoxylon trugodes, 1177 nucleotides long. RefSeq names its product NAD(P)-binding protein. Bases 188 to 1147 code for a protein of 319 amino acids. NCBI's taxonomy places the organism in Eukaryota, Fungi, Ascomycota, Sordariomycetes, Xylariales, Hypoxylaceae. The record is from RefSeq and is a predicted model, not a curated record. The transcript is spliced from 2 exons.